Messenger RNA from Sitophilus oryzae (rice weevil), 2736 nucleotides. Its product is annotated as integrin beta-nu-like. Bases 71 to 2386 code for a protein of 771 amino acids. Gene Ontology annotation, cellular component: cell surface; integrin complex; focal adhesion. Lineage: Eukaryota; Metazoa; Arthropoda; Insecta; Coleoptera; Curculionidae. The record is from RefSeq and is a predicted model, not a curated record. The transcript has 13 exons. Gene Ontology annotation, molecular function: integrin binding. Gene Ontology annotation, biological process: cell-matrix adhesion; cell migration; integrin-mediated signaling pathway.
UAUUUUUCUAACUGAUAAGAUCAAAAGUGUUAUAGAUUACGGUUACGGUUGUAGUGUGAGCGUUAUAAUUAUGACGACGAUGAACACCUUAAUUUGUAAAAUAUUUAUUGUAUUUUUAUGUUUGUUUGAACAUGGUGCCGGUAAAAAAAUAUGCGAUGCAGACCAUAAGUUUCUAUGUCGGAAGCAAACUGAGUGUUCCAGUUGUAUUAGAGCCCAUGCUUGUUGUAAUUGGUGUUAUGACCCAACGUUUAAAGGCGCCAAGUGUGAUUUGGCCGACAGUUUAACAAGAGAAUGCAAUGUAUUUUAUAUCGAAUUUAAUAAAAACGAAACUCAAAUGCAGAACUUUAAUGCAGAAGACUCUAAUGACGACAGUGAUGCACAGAUUACACCACGAAAAAUUAACGUGUUUUUAAGGAAAGAAGAACCAGUAAAUAUAAGUUUUACAUAUCAAGCAGCAAGAAACUACCCUUUGGAACUAUACUAUUUGGCUGAUUUAAGUUAUUCCAUGAGACACCAUAUAGAGACCCUUAAGAGUUUAGGAGAUGAAUUGAGUAAAAAUCUGCAAAGAUUAACGACAAACUACAAAUUGGCUUUUGGGUCAUUCUUGGAUAAACCAGGAAUGCCAUUUACUCAAACGGAUGAGCAACAUUUAAAAAAUCCUUGCAGAUGGGAUGGGGCAGAAUGCAAUCCUAGCUAUUUAUUUAAGCAUAUAUUAAACUUUACUCACAGUUCUGAUAGAUUCUUUAAAGCAGUCAACAAAAGUAAAAUAUCUGCAAAUGCGGACGAUCCGGAUGGAGCGUUAGAAGCCAUAUUUCAUAUUUUAGUGUGUGGUGAGAAAUUCGGUUGGACUCAAGAAUCUCGUAAACUCGUGAUACUGUCUACCGAUAGUUUUCUUCAUGUGGCUGGAGAUGGUAUCUUAGUGGGCGCUACAUUAAGGAAUAAUGGAACGUGUUUGAUCAACUAUAACGGUGAACACACGGCACCUUUGCAGUACGACUAUCCUUCCAUAGACGAAAUACGCUACUGGCUCCGAGAGAAAAAAGUAAAUCUUAUAGUCGCCGCCCCACGAGAGAAAAGUGGUUAUUAUUUAAAUUUAGCAAAUAGCAUAUUAGAAAAAGAAAUGUAUGUUGGGGAGCUGGAAAGAGAUUCUUCCAAUAUUUUAGAUUUAGUGAGCGAUGGUUUUAAACGUUUUAUCAGGCAAGUAGAAUUUUCAGCCAACACUAGUGAUAUUCCGAAUUUGAGUGUUCGAUUUUUCGCAGACUGUAAUGGUAUUGGAAUAUUUGAAGAACUCAACGAAUGUAAAAAUAUAAAUGAAUAUGACCCUAUUAAUUUUAAAGCGGAAUUAAAUUUGACAGAAUGGGAAGACUCUGAUUCAGAAACACUUAUAAUACGAGAAAAGAACAUUAAUGAAGAAAUAUUCGUACGCAUUGAGACUGUUGGUAGAUGUAAAUGUACAAAUUUAAAGAAUAUUAAAACAUGUAUACAUGGAAUUAAUGAUUGUGAUCAGUGCAAGUGCGAUGGAGGAUGGAAGGGUGAAUAUUGCGAGGAAGAAUGCACUGGUAAUACAAUUGGUUGUAUAGCCAAUACAUCGGAUUAUUAUUGUUCGGGAAGAGGAGAGUGCCAGUGCGGAAAGUGUGAAUGUGAGAGGACUUAUAGCGGAGAAUUUUGCCAAUAUAAAUGUCCAGUGGAUGACAAUGGAAAAAUCUGCGCUGGGCACGGCACAUGCACGGAUGGUAACUGUGUUUGUUUUUCGGAUUAUUCAGGUCACAAUUGUAAUUGUUCCACGUCACUAGAAUCCUGUAAAUUUGGAACUGAUGUGCUGUGUAAUAAUAAAGGUACAUGUAGUUGCAACGAAUGCCAGUGCGAUGAUAAUUUCUUCGGAGCUUAUUGUGAAAAACUAAAAGGGGAAAAUCAGGUUGAUGAAAAUUUACUUUGCAAGAAUUUUGACAGUAUAGUUAAAGAUAACCAAGAAAACAUUGACGAUACGAGCACAAGCACAGCAGAUAAUAUAACAACAUAUUUAAAAUAUGUUUCUCAAAAUUAUAUUUGUAGUCAAGAGUGCACCAUUGUAAGUUUUGAAGGUAACGACAGAUGUAAGUUACGCUACUGUUAUGAGAAAACAGAUUUUGGGGGCAUACAGCUCUUGGUAACUCCAAAAUAUUGUAGCAAAACUGCCCAGGCUUAUGGCAUAAAUCUUGCAAUAGGUCUUUUUACCGCCAUAGUUGGAGUAGGUAUUCUGUUCAUAUUUAUUAAGAAAUGGCAAAUUUCCAAACUGGAUCAAGCCGAGUUUAAAAAAUUUCAGGCAAGCAAAGCAUCUGAGACUAUCGAAUCGAAUCCAUUAUAUAAAAGUCCAUUAACGUCUUACCGAAAUCCUUUAAAACGUUAGAGGAAAAUGCUGAAAAUAAAAUAUGUCCACACAGAAUUUUUAAAACUCUGUAUGUUGAUUGUAUAUGUAUUUUUAUAGACUGAAUCUUAAUUUAAUGGUCCUUAUGAUUUUUUAAGAUUUUUAAUCAAAGAGACAUUUAUUUAGAAAUAUUGAAUCAAAAUAGGUUAUUAUAAUACUAUUAUUAAGAGGUUAACAUCAUCAUAAAAUUAUCAUAUUAAUAUCCAUAUAUUAUUUUUUACAGUAACGCACAGUAUUACAUAAAAUAUAAUAUCAUUAUGUUACGUUUCAAUACAUAUUCAAAAAAAAUGUAAGUGCUACAUAAUAACGCAAUAAAAUUAUGGCUUAAAAAA